Tigriopus californicus is the source of this 1648-nucleotide messenger RNA. RefSeq names its product lysosomal acid glucosylceramidase-like. NCBI's taxonomy places the organism in Eukaryota, Metazoa, Arthropoda, Copepoda, Harpacticoida, Harpacticidae. The transcript has 8 exons. Gene Ontology annotation, molecular function: glucosylceramidase activity. Gene Ontology annotation, biological process: glucosylceramide catabolic process. The record is from RefSeq and is a predicted model, not a curated record. Bases 94 to 1632 code for a protein of 512 amino acids.
CAAGCGUUUGCUUAAGAAAAUACUGAUCUAGGUUAUCUCAACAAACGAAUACACAUAGGCUCACUUUAUCUUUGAUCCCUUUCAACAAGGAUCAUGUGGCUGAAACUUGGUGUGGCCUUGGCAAUUGUAGUAGGCCUCGCUUCUGCAGCCAAGCCUUGUGUCCCUCGGGAGUUCCACCGAACCAGUUUCGUUUGCGUGUGUAACAGUACCUUUUGCGAUGAAGCUGAUCCCGUGGAGGCUUUGCCAGUUGGUCAAGUUCUCAAGGUGACCACGGAUAAGAUUGCUAAUCGAUUCACUGAAGUUGUGACCUUCUUCAACAAUGGACAAAUCGAUGAGAACCGCCCUCAAUUGGUGAUCAAUCGGGAUGAGGUGGGCCAGCAGAUCAAAGGCUGGGGGGGAGCCUUCACUGAUUCAGCCGCCAUCAAUAUUGCCUCUCUCAACCGCUCUGCGCAAGACCUUCUCGUUGAGGCGUAUUUUGCCAAAACUGGCCUGGAUUACAACAUAGGACGGGUGAACAUUGGGGGCUGUGACUUCUCUACUCGACCCUAUACUUAUGUGGACACUCCUGGCGACGUGGAUUUGGAAACAUUUGCUUUGGCCGAGGAAGACACAGAUUAUAAGAUCCCUUUGAUCAAGAAAGCAGAGUCCGUGCGAGGGAAAAAGUUGAAGCUCUUUGCCAGUCCUUGGACCGCUCCUCCGUGGAUGAAAACCAAUAAUGAUUAUACCGGGAUUGGUUAUCUCAAAACCGAAUAUUACUCAGCUUGGGCCAACUAUUUUGUCAAAUUUCUCGAUGACUACAAGCGAGAAGUUGUUCAAUUUUGGGGCCUCACCGCUCAAAAUGAGCCUCUUCAUGGAAGUGCAUUUGAUUUUAAAUUCAAUUGCAUGGGCUGGAAUGCCAGCCAACAACGGAUUUUCGUGGUAAAUAAUCUGGGUCCCGCUCUAGAAUUGGCUGGAUAUGGGGAUUUACAAUUGAUGGUUUUCGACGACCAACGGUCCUUUUUGUCCGAUUGGGCUGAUGAGGUCAUGUCCGAUCCAAAGGCCGAUGCAUACAUCGAUGGCUUUGCGGUUCAUUGGUAUCUUGACAAUUGGGUGGACCUUCCAUUUGUGCUCAAUUUGGUCCACGAGAAAUAUCCAAAUAAAUUUAUUUUGUAUUCAGAGGCUUGCAACGGGGAUGUGGAGCCAGAAGAUGUGAGUUUGGGAUCAUGGAACCGUGGUGAGAAAUAUCUUCACAAUAUUCUCGAGAACAUCAACUACCAUGUCGUCGGGUGGACCGAUUGGAAUCUGGCUCUCGAUCUUCAAGGAGGUCCAAAUUGGGCCGGAAACUUUGUGGAUGCACCCAUAAUCGUUAAUCCCGAGGCCGGGGAAUUCUACAAGCAGCCCAUGUACUACGCCCUGGGCCACGUGACUCGUUUCAUGCCCGAGGGCUCAUUCAAAAUCCAAGUGAAUGAGGUCAACGGAGUCUCCCACUUGACCUUUGCCGCUGUUGAAAGGCCGGAUGGAGGGGUGGCUUUGACACUCAUGAAUAGAGACCUUGAAAUCCCCCGAUCCAUCGUUAUCGUUGAUCCCGAACAAGGAUACCUGGAUGUGGAAGUGGCACCGUCAUCUAUGCACACUUUCGUUUAUUGGAAUUAAAAGUGUUCCAAGAUCA